Cyclocybe aegerita is the source of this 1173-nucleotide messenger RNA. NCBI's taxonomy places the organism in Eukaryota, Fungi, Basidiomycota, Agaricomycetes, Agaricales, Hemipholiotaceae. The record is from the annotation of a GenBank genome assembly.
AUGUCUGCCAGAAAGCGGGCAGCUUCGGGCCAACCAACCAGGCUCACAUCGCGUGUCAGCGAAUUCAACUCGCGAGUGACGCUCUUCGAACCCACAGACUUGCCGCUGGCAGGAACAGAAGGCGGAUCUCCGCGUCGUUCAAAACGCAUUAAACUGGAGGUCAAAUCUGAGCCCGUUGGCGACAUGGAGGAUCUUAAGCUCGCCUCGGAUUCCGUGACCCCGAAGAGGAAGCGGAGAGUCAUCAAAGAUGAGGACAGUGAGAAUGCUGUCGCGUCGAGCUCCAAAACGCCAGCGAAGUCUCCGAAGAAGCCUAAAUCUGUACCCCAAGCGUUGGAGAAGCCACACCCAGCACCAUCGAACUGGAGGGAGACGUAUGACACGAUCAAGGCGAUGCGGACGCGUUUUGUUGCGCCAGUCGACACGAUGGGUUGUGACCAGGCUCAGUGGAAGGAGUCGGAUCCUAAGAGUCGCAGAUACGCGACUCUCGUCUCAUUAAUGCUUUCCUCGCAGACUAAGGAUGAAGUGACGGAUGCUGCGGUGUCGAAGCUGCGAGCAGCACUGGGUGGCAGCCUUUCGGUCGAGGCCAUGAUAGCGGCGGAUGAUUCUGUGAUAUCUGAAGCUAUCGCGAAAGUCGGCUUCUGGCGGCGGAAGACAGGAUACCUCAAGCAAGCUGCUAUCAUCCUCCGAGACCAAUUUCACUCGGACGUACCUAAGACGGCGGACGAGCUAUGCUCACUACCAGGAGUGGGUCCCAAGAUGGCUUUUCUGUGUCUACAGAUUGCAUGGGAUCUGAAUCAUGGAAUUGGCGUCGAUGUGCACGUUCAUCGAAUAACAAACCUUUUGGGCUGGCACAAGCCACCCACAAAGAACCCAGAACAGACACGACUCAACUUGCAGUCAUGGCUACCGAAAGAGCUUCAUGGUGACAUCAACCACAUGCUCGUUGGUUUUGGACAGGUUAUUUGCCUACCUAUUGGUCCAAGAUGCGACGUCUGCGACCUCAGCAAGAAAGGUCUCUGUCCUAGUGCACAGAAGGUCGUCAAGGCGUCCAAAUCCCGGAAGGAAAUUGUGUUUACUAAAGUCGAGGAUCUGGAGGGUUCCUUCCCGGAAGUGGAGAUCGCAUUGGAAGAGGAGUUAGAAGAAACGACGGUCAACAUCCCUCCGUCGCCGUAA